CUGUUGGCUGCUGGAGGCAGGAAGUGAUGCAGGAAAAUGUCUCUAAUGUUGCUGCGCUCAAUGACUAGAAGGGGAAGCACAAAGAAAUAAGCAGCGUUACUCCGAGUUUCUCUUUUCUCACACUGAACUCGACUCCAAAUGGACUCGAAGACAAACUCCGACUCUCGGCGUUUUCGCGUAUUUUUUUCCCCUGAAACAGAAAAAUAAUCAACUUUGGUGUUAAAGUUUUCUUUCGCCUGCUGUCCCCGCUAGUUAGCUAGCUCUCUACGAGUUUUUGCUCCACUUCGGGGUUUCGACCAACUUAUUUAACUUCUUUGUUUCUUUUUUUAACCCUCUUUUUCGGAAUGAUGUACAUUGAAACCACUCAACACGUAAUUUUCCGGAAAGCAUUGCUGAUAUCAAGGUCGCAAUGAUGGAGCAGAUUUGAAAGACGAUGCCCUCUGAAAGACUUUAUGGUUUUUAGGUUCGACAGUUGAAGCUUUGGUAGAUCUGGGAAAGGCCUGAGGGUAUGUUGAGGCACCUCGUCCGGCUAGAGAAGAGGUGUCUGGGCGGUUCGGACGGGGACUGACGUCGAGGUGGACAGAGACGAGAGACAUGGGCCAGUGUGUCACCAAGUGUAAGAACCCGACGUCGUCUCUGGGCAGCAAGAGCGGAGAUAAGGACAGUGCGUCCAAGUCCCACAAGCGAGUCGACAGCGCCAGCGGCAGCGUGCACAAAGACGACUGCAGCGCCCCCUCUGGCAAAUCCACCAGCGAGCUGCUGAAUGGCACCAAGGCCUUAGAGGUUACCAUGGAGAUGCCCGUCAUCUCCGCCGCCAUGAGGGAGCCGUGCAGGGAGGACGGCGACGGGCUGUCCAUGGCGCGCAUCGACGAGCUGUUCGUGUGCUACAAGGACGAGCUGGAGGACGCCAUCUUGGAGGAGGGCAUGGAGCGGUUCUGCAACGACCUCUGCGUCGACCCAGCCGAGUUCCGGGUUCUGGUUCUGGCCUGGAAGUUUCAGGCAGCCACCAUGUGCAAGUUUACACGGAAGGAGUUUGUGGAGGGCUGUAAGGCCAUCGGGGCGGACGGCAUCGAGGGCAUCUGCUCCCGCUUCCCCUUCCUGCUGCUGGAGGCGCAGGGCGAGGAGAGCUUCAAGGACCUGUACCGCUUCACCUUCCAGUUCGGCCUGGACGCCGACGAGGGCCAGCGCUCGCUGCAGCGCGACAUCGCCAUCGCCCUGUGGCGCCUCGUCUUCACGCAGGACACGCCGCCCGUCCUGGAGCGCUGGCUCGACUUCCUGGCCGAGAACCCGUCGGGCGUGCGCGGCAUCUCCAGAGACACCUGGAACAUGUUCCUGAACUUCACGCAGGCCAUCGGGCCGGACCUGAGCAACUACAGCGAGGACGAGGCCUGGCCCAGCCUCUUCGACACCUUCGUGGAGUGGGAGCUGGAGCGCCGGAAACGAGAGAAGGAGACGGCGGCGCUGACGAGGGACGAGGAGACGGACUGCCCCGCCUCAGACGGGCUGGACGCCGAGGGAAGCCGUGGCGCACAGACGUGGGGGGGCCACUGACCUCAAAACGCCAGAUAUUUCUAUCAGAGGGAAGAAAAUGAUCUAUAAGUGAAACAGACUUCUGGGAAUUAUUCGUAUUACCAUUUCAGCUUUCGGUUUCGCUCCUGUUCGGUUCCUGCACUGCAAAAACAAAAAAUCUCACCCGUUGAUUUUGGUCGAGUUUCUACUACAAAUGUCUCAGUACGCCUGAAAUAAGAGAAAACUGGCUUAUACCUAACUUUGUAGCUCAAUAUAAUUCAUUAAUAUUAAUGAAAAUGUGCUUAUUCCAUUGGCAGAUAAUUUCACUGUUAAGAAGACAUUUUAUGAGUGAAAUAAGAGAAAUAAUCUACUACAUCUUAUCAGUUUUAAUGAAUUACUUACUGAAAACAAGCUCAUAUCCUGGUGAAAUUUUACUGAAGUCAGUUUUGUCUUUUCCUAAGUAGGGCUGAAAUGAUUAAUUGUGAUAAAUUAUUUGAUUAUUGUAAUAAUUGAUCACAAUUGACCUGAUUAAUUGAAGUUAUUUUCCUUAUUUUUUACUGAGUAUUUUUGUACAGUUUCUACCAGACAAAAAGAAAACGGCAAAUAUUUUACUACGCUUGAACUAAGACAAACUCUGUAGCUUGUUUUAAGUCAGUUGUUUCUUAAUAUUGAUGAAAAAAGUAUUACUUUCACUGACAGAUAAUUUCACUCAUAGCCAGACAUUUUGAAAUAAUCCAGUACCUUUUCAUUGACAUCAAUGAUUUUAUUUUUUACUGAAAACAAGCUCAUAUCUUUCUGAAAUUUUACUUAAAUCAGUUUUGUUUUAUUUGAAAUAUUGCUGAAAUGAUUAAUCAUGAUUAAUCGAUUAUUGUAGUAAUCGAUUAAUCAUGAUUAAUCUAAUUAAUCAGUUGAUUUGUUUUCUUUCUUACCAAAUAUUUUGUCUGGUUUUUAGUGCAGAUAUCUUGGUACACCUGAAAUGGGACAAAACUAACUUAAAAAUAACUUUUCAUGAAGAUAUGAGCUUGUUUUUAAUCAAUUAUUCAUUCAUAUAGACGGAAAAACUAGCAGAUUAUUUCACUUUUUCCCAUGUUAUGUGAAAUAAUCCAGUACAUUGUUAUCAAUGUUAAUGAGUUAUUUACUUAAAACAAGCUCCUAUAUCUUGAUAAGCUUAAGUAGCUAUUUGUGCCAGUAGAAACUAGAGCGACAUUAAUUGGUGAUAUUGUGUUUUUUUGCAGUGAGCUCCAGUUUUCUCCUCUUCAAAGGGCUCUGUUCUUUUAAGCACUUCUUCUAUUUAAGUUAUUGUUUUAUCCUCUCAUGUUUGUAGUCAGUAAACAGGCUCCAUUUGUUGCGUUGCUCAGUGAAGUUUUGGGCUGAAAUCUCCUCGCAUGUCCAGCUCCAGAUUGGCGCCGCAGUGUCUGAAGGGUUGAUCGGUUCUGGAUUUAAUUCUGGCAUUUCGACGCAGAAGCAUCACUUAGAUUUGUUUUUCUCUCCCCACUUUCUUUAAAUAUAAGUAAAUUGGCGUCAAAUAUUUGUGCAACGUUUGUGCCGUUAAUAAAUAUUAAUAAAUGAGGAGAUCAAAGGUCAA
Xiphophorus hellerii (green swordtail) is the source of this 3094-nucleotide messenger RNA. RefSeq names its product defective in cullin neddylation 1 domain containing 3 (gene dcun1d3). The transcript is spliced from 5 exons. The record is from RefSeq and is a predicted model, not a curated record. Bases 595 to 1551 code for a protein of 318 amino acids. NCBI's taxonomy places the organism in Eukaryota, Metazoa, Chordata, Actinopteri, Cyprinodontiformes, Poeciliidae. Gene Ontology annotation, molecular function: ubiquitin conjugating enzyme binding; cullin family protein binding; ubiquitin-like protein binding. Gene Ontology annotation, cellular component: ubiquitin ligase complex. Gene Ontology annotation, biological process: protein neddylation.